Dentiscutata heterogama is the source of this 652-nucleotide messenger RNA. The record is from the annotation of a GenBank genome assembly. Lineage: Eukaryota; Fungi; Glomeromycota; Glomeromycetes; Diversisporales; Gigasporaceae.
AUGUUAAAACCUUCAAAAUUAUUACAUUUUGGAAGUGAUGGCGAUAGUAAAAUAAUAGGAGUUCGAAAUGGUAUUGCUACAAAACUUAAAAAGUUAAAUCCUUUUAUGAGUAAUUGUUAUUGUAUUGCUUAUCGAUUAGCUUUAGCAGGAAAAGAUUCAGCAAAAGAUGUACCUUAUUUUCUUGAUUAUGAAAUUACAAUUAAAGAACUUUAUGCAUAUUUUGCUAAUUCUCAUAGUCGAUGGCAAAAUCUUCAAAUAUUUCAAGCACAAAAUGAAAAAUCUCUAGAAUUAGCAAUUUUGCAAGUUGUUUCAACUCGAUGGCUUUCUUUAUCUAAUUCUGUAUCAAAUUUGUAUCAGAUAAUCUUUUUUGUAAUAGAUGUACUUCAAAAUGAUGUAAUAAAUAAUUCUACAGCUAAAUCACAACAACCUUUUUCAGAUAUUCAUCAAGAGUUAAACAAAACAAUUCAUUCUAUUACUAUUGAAUUUAUUAGAUAUCCUGAUGAAAAUAUUGAACCAACAUUAGGAACACAUUUACAUGAUUAUUUAUUAUAUAAUGCUAUGCGUAUUUUUGAUUUUAAACAAGUUCCAACAACAAUACAACAAAUAAGUAGUUUUGGAGAAGAAGAAAUUGCAUAUCUUGCAGAAUAUUCUG